AUAUUAUGGUUGUAUCCAAGGAGAGAAAAAGGAAGAAAAACCUACCAGGAGUAAAGUUGGCUUUCUUCUCCCCUCAGCCAUUAUAAAUGAAAUAUCUUUUUCAACAAAAGUCUCACAAAAGUAUGAGAAUGAUAAUACGGAAACAAUGACCAAACAGGCAGUGCUAAAUGGAAACGUGAAGGAGAGUGCGGAGGCUCACGGCACCAUUCAGACAGAGAAAGUGGAUGAAGUUAUAAAAGAAUGGGAAGGUUCAUUCUUUAAAGACAACCCCCGAUUGAGGAAAAAGUCUGUUUCUCUUCGAUUUGAUCUCCAUUUAGCAGCCACUGAUGAGGGCUGUUUACAGAGCAGGCAGGAUAAUCUGCCAGACAUUGAAGUCAGGCUUAUCAUG
Molecule: messenger RNA, 388 nt
Organism: Cricetulus griseus (Chinese hamster)
Lineage: Eukaryota; Metazoa; Chordata; Mammalia; Rodentia; Cricetidae
Source: RefSeq, a predicted model, not a curated record